Messenger RNA from Lingula anatina, 1296 nucleotides. Its product is annotated as multidrug resistance-associated protein 1. The record is from RefSeq and is a predicted model, not a curated record. Gene Ontology annotation, molecular function: ABC-type transporter activity; ATP hydrolysis activity; ATP binding. Gene Ontology annotation, cellular component: membrane. NCBI's taxonomy places the organism in Eukaryota, Metazoa, Brachiopoda, Lingulata, Lingulida, Lingulidae. Gene Ontology annotation, biological process: transmembrane transport.
GUAAUCUAGGUCGCUAUUCAGCAAUGAACAUAAAUAUCCCUUUCUUCGCCCAAUCAUUCUACAGGCUGAUAAGACAGCAUGGGGACCUACAUGUACUUAAGGCUCAUUGAUAAAGCUGUGAGCUUUAAGUGAAAUGAGAAGUGCCGAUAGCAAGACCAUGAAACCGGUCACAUCACUAUACUAAGUAGACGUGCUGACCGUAUGAUAGAUCCGUUAGAAAAAGUAACUGGACAUUUUCACAUGGAGGAUACGUACUGGUCAGGUUUGUGUGGAAAUGGAUCGAGAUACACAGCGUUUUGGAGCUGGAGUUUGACAGUGAACACCAGUAAUCCUGACGUCACACAAUGUUUCCAGGACACAGUGUUUGUGUGGGUGUCCUGUGGAAUUUUCUGGUUGUUUGCCCUCUUUUUUAUCCCAGUUUUAUCAUCCAAGCCCACCGUGCACAGCAUACGUGACGCUGGGAAAUUAAACUUGGCUAAAAUGAUCCUCAGCAUUUUGCUAUGCCUGAUCUCCAUUUUGAAUUUGCUUAAGACCAUCAGUGACAUACCAACACAUCACCCACCACCAUCCGCCUUCAUCGCACCUGCCAUAUACGCCAUCACAUUUGGAAUGUCAUCGUUUUUGAUCACGUACGAGUUUAAGAAAGGAGAGGUGUCCUCAGCCAUGUUGUUCAUCUUCUGGUCCAUACUUCUCCUACUAGGGGGUGUGUCACUAAGAUCUAAAAUAAUACAGGUGCAAACUCAGGAUCUAGACAGCAUAUUUUCCUUGGUGACGUUCUGCGCUCAUUACACCUGUGUCGUGCUUGAGUUCAUUUUGCACCUGUGGGCGGAUCCCAAAGCGCUGCCAGAAAGCACACCUGACUGGGGAGAGUUGUCCGAAAAACAGCCAAUUUUGGCAAAAACUAGACCAGCCAAAAAAUCAAGUGACAACAUGGAAAUGACACCAGAGAGGAGUGCGUCCUUUUUAAACCGAAUCUCAUACUGGUGGAUAACAAAGCUUGUAAUCAAGGGAUACAAGCAGACUCUGGUGUUUGCUGAUAUGUACGGACUGCUUCCUGAAGACUCAUGUAACGUCAUUCUUCCAAAAUUUCUGAGAGAAUGGAGAAAAGAGAAAGUGAAAACGAGCAGUAACUCAGCCGUCCAUUUCACUGCAAGUCACGACUACGGCAGCACUCCCAAUGGAUACCAGAGCUACCACCAGAUGGGGAACGGGAUUCCUUCUGCCAAGACAACCCCAACUGAUAGUCUGAAGAUGGAGAAAACGAUUGCGUCCACACGCGGAGAGCCUAGUUUACUG